AUAAGAAACACCUAUAAACAACUAUCAGCUGUAAAAAGGCAACAUGUCUGUGGAAGAGUUGAAUGGCAGUGAAUUGGGAACCAAAGAUUAUUGGGAAAAAGCCUACGAACGUGAAAUAAAAAACUACAAAAGUCAUGGCGACGUUGGAGAAAUUUGGUUCGACGAAGACUCACAGAUACGUGUCAUCAAUUGGAUCAUGAAACAAGAUGAUAUACCGGAUGAUGUUCGUGUUAUUGACUUGGGUUGCGGCAACGGCAUGCUACUCAUAGAAUUAGCACGUGAAGGAUAUACAAAUCUGUUGGGAGUCGAUUAUUCACCAAAAGCAGUAGAACUUGCCAAAAAUAUUGCUAAUGAUCAAGAAUUAACUAUUGAUUACCAGGUGGCAGAUUUAAUGAAUGUGGAGUCGUGCAAAACGUUGGGUACGUUUGGAAUUGUUCAUGACAAAGGAACAUACGAUGCAAUCAGCCUAUGUCCCGAUAAUCCCAAGGAAAAGCGGGAGCUGUAUAUUGAAUCUGUGACAAACAUGCUGGAUGAAAAUAGCCUAUUUAUUAUUACCUCAUGUAAUUGGACAGAAGAUGAACUGAUCGCGAGUUUUGCGGGAAAAUUCAUCAAGAAAUGUUCGAUACCAACACCAUCUUUUAAAUUUGGUGGUAAAGUGGGAAGUGUUGUUACUUCGGUGGUAUUUAAGAAAGUUUAGGCAUUUGAUCAAAAUUUGUGUUUUUUUAAAUAAAUUUUUUAAAAGAAAAAAAAA
Molecule: messenger RNA, 751 nt
Organism: Musca domestica (house fly)
Lineage: Eukaryota; Metazoa; Arthropoda; Insecta; Diptera; Muscidae
Product: EEF1A lysine methyltransferase 2
Exons: 1
Coding region: 44-697 (217 amino acids)
Biological process (GO): peptidyl-lysine dimethylation; peptidyl-lysine monomethylation
Cellular component (GO): cytoplasm
Molecular function (GO): protein-lysine N-methyltransferase activity
Source: RefSeq, a predicted model, not a curated record